CUGGUGGGUGUUCCUGACGACCUGACUUACCAGUGACUUCGGUUGACAGGAAGGAAUACUUUUGAACUGAGCGACCAGUGGAGUGGCUGUGGGGGAAUGUGUUCCAAGUACGUGAAGAGCUAUUGGACCCCUAGUUAGUACAGUGUAAUGAGUUAUUGUUAAAUGUGAAUUGGGACUAUCAAGGAUAUUAACAAGAACUUGCUUGAAGUUUGGGACCCCAAAAAGGAUAUUAGUGGUAACUUGCUCGUAAAUCCGUGCACCAUGAAGCUACUCUGGAUGCUCAGUGUUAGUGUGGUGUUGAUGGUUCCGCUGCUGUCGGUUGUGCACUCCGAUCAGACCGAUUUCAAUCACAUCAAUUCGGAUGGAUCGUUCGCCUUUGGCUUGAAGAACAGCGACACACCGGGAGCACACUAUCAUACGGCCAGUGGUAACCCGAAAACCAUCGUACGUGGACGCUACGGAAGCCGCCAACCGGAUACGGGGCGCGUCGAGGAAACGGUCUACACCGCCGGUCCACGAGGGUUCCGUGCCCGUGGUCCCAAAAUCCACCGCAAACAGAGCUUAUCGCAGGUCCCACGAGGACCCAUCGGUACGCCGGAUGAUCCGCAAGCGGAUCCGUACGAUGAUCCGAGUUAUGACUUUCAGUUCAAAACGCGCAACUACCAGCGACGCGAAGGAUCCGAUAGCAAUGGACGCGUCAAUGGGCUGUACAGCUACAUCGAUGACGUCGGCGAGAAACACUCGGUACGGUAUUCUGCUGGCAGUGGCACCGGUUACGAGGUAGCGAACCCCGUACCGGAUGCACCGAACACGAUCGCCUACGAGAGUCCACUGUACAAGACGCAUAAGCAGGUCCGCGGUAAGGUAGCGUUCGAGAGUGGUCCCACGGGAUCCGGCCAGUACAAAUUGCUCUCGGUUGGACCGGACCAGCGUCGAGCGGAAACGACCGGUCCGGAUGGUGUGACGCGCGGUUCCUACUCCUAUCUGGACGAUAAGGGUGUACAGCGAACGGUCCAGUACAUCGCCGGUGCCGGCAUCGGGUACAAAGUGGUACAGAGCACCGUUGGUGCCGGAACGCAUCGGCUGCCACAGCCCAACUUCGGUAUAAACCACGUUGAGCAGGGUGGUGACAUCGGUGAUAACAAUCCGACCUAUCAGACGGCUCCGUCUGGUCCGGCCAGUGAUCGACCGCCGGCCUCGAGUGGCAACUAUGAUCACGUUGCGCGACCCUCGGCCAGCGGGUACGACGGUGGAUCGGGACGACCGACGGCACCCGGUGGCUAUGAUCCACCAACCGGACCUUCCGGUUCAGCGGCUCAGACCGGAUCGGGCUACCCGGAUGGUGGCCGCCCGACCGGUCAGGGUUACGACGAGGAAAGUUUCGAUGGCAAACGACCGACGACACCAUCGAGUGUACGGCCACCAACCUCGACCACGGAUCGUUCACCGAGCGGUAUCGGUGGCGAUGAUUCGAAUUCGCGCGAAAAGUAUCCCCCUCCGGGGUUGGCGGACGAUCCGGAGCAUGAGCUCGGUGGGUACGGUGAUGACACGAUCAUUGGUCUCGUACCACCAAAGUACGACUUUGAGUCGGCCUCGGGACCGGGCUCUCCGUCCGAUGACGGCGCAGACGAUGAUCAGUCAGGAUCCCCACUGUCAGGGCCAUUCGAUGUUGGCAUCUCGAGCGGUCCUUCCGGACCGGCACCGUAUCCUAGCUUCGGUGAGUCGGCCGCCCCGGACACGAACGCGUACAAUUCGAACGAUUUCGCCAGUUUUCCCGAGGUGUCGUACGAUCAGAAGAAGCUGGAGGAUGAUCGAAAGAAAGAUUGGCGGGAUUUUGCCAAAGAUUCAACCAUCAUCAAGAACGUGGGCGACUGGUACGUUGGGUUGGCACCGGGUGCAUCCGUCCGUGCGCACAUACAGAACAUCGAUCUGCUGCCGUACGGUGGCAGGGCUCCUUCUCCUGGCGAUGCUCUGCGGCGUGACACUCAAGCGCAAGCCGGUCAGAGGACAGAUGGUAGCGAUCGAACGAAGCAACGGCAGCAGUACGCAGACCGGCGACAUUACUCAUCCGAAGCACAGGCUAGCCGGGGUUAGAAGGUUUACUUAGUUUUGUAAAUAAAUUAUUGCAAAU
Molecule: messenger RNA, 2131 nt
Organism: Anopheles darlingi
Lineage: Eukaryota; Metazoa; Arthropoda; Insecta; Diptera; Culicidae
Gene: Cpr73D
Product: collagen alpha-2(I) chain
Exons: 4
Coding region: 262-2094 (610 amino acids)
Cellular component (GO): chitin-based extracellular matrix
Molecular function (GO): structural constituent of chitin-based larval cuticle
Source: RefSeq, a predicted model, not a curated record